AUGACCAUAUGCGAGGACACACCAUCUUCCUCCCCCAUCACAUCAAAACCCCCCCCCACCCUCCUCAGCCUUCCCCGAGAAAUCCGGGAUGAAAUCUACGCCCAUGUGAUCGGCGGCCACGAAGUAUCCAGCUCAGGCCAACUGAUCCCCGCAGCCGAAAGCGACGAUGCCAUCUUCCUCUACACCUGGCACGACCUCUUCACCCUAAGUCUAGUCUGCCACCAGACCCAUGCCGAAACCAAAUUGCUGGCGUACAAAUUGAACGCCUUUCAACAUGCCGUGGGCCAGCAGCCGGCCAACCUGCCAGCCUUCCUGACGGGACCAGUGGACAAGGACGGCAAGAAUGCCGUUAGGAAAGUGUUCUUUGGUGCAAAGUUUUGCGCGAAGCGUCCGUUGGCUGAAGAUGUGAGGGGUUUGAUAGCCCGGCUGGAUGACUUGGCGGGGCUGAGGACGGUUGCGUUUAGGAAUAUUAAUAUUUAUAAGGAGGAUUGGCCGCUGCUGGAGGCGUAUGCGAAAGAGAGGAGGUUGGCUGUUUCUUUUGAGUAUUACAAUGAAAAAGGGGAGAUGUGGUGCGAGGCAAAAGUGUCGUAUCGGAAAGUCUCGAAUGGGAAUCCGCCGGCCACCUAUGGUGUGGUGUAUAGCAAUUGA
This is a messenger RNA of Plenodomus lingam JN3, 648 nucleotides long. The record is from RefSeq and is a predicted model, not a curated record. NCBI's taxonomy places the organism in Eukaryota, Fungi, Ascomycota, Dothideomycetes, Pleosporales, Leptosphaeriaceae.